GUUCGGACCAAAGCCGACGGGAUCGCCCCACGCAGUGUGUUCGAUGCAUGCCGCAUCUCACCAGCUCACUUUCCAUUCUGUUCUUCUGUUUGAUUUCAUUUACCACUUUUAGCUCUAUUAUACCGCCACUUCGCUCGUCCUCAGCACCUCUCUAUACGCAUCACCCACCAUGUGGUUGAUGAAACGGUCCAGAAUGGACAACCACGCAGAGCUGCCCGAGAACCGCACGCAACAACUCCCAAUUCAGCAUAUUGCCAACUUCUCAUAUCCUCGUACCGAUUUCGUUCACCUAUACCACCGAAUCCCGUCAGAUGCUCGGGACUCCCGCGGACCUGAGUCCUCACCUCCACCGAUGGUGGAAGAUCACGGAUCGGAUAUGUCGGCAGAUGAUGACUCCCAGUAUCUUGCCACAGGACCGGACUUCUGGGACUCGCGGCACGCAAGGGAGCAUGAGGCGAGGAAACCAGACUAUCCGGCACUUAUCAAGCCCCCCCCUGGAACUCAAUCUUCAAAACCUGCAAUAACCCAGGAGAACCCACGCAUGAGUGACCCGUCGAGCUGGGGAAGUCAAAGCAGCCCGGUAAUUCGGCCUGCAGCGGUUGGGUCUUUCUCGGAUAAAGAGGCCCAUGUCCCACAGCCUCCGCCAAAAGUAUCCUACUCCUUGUUUCCUCCACCUUGCCCUGCUCAGAGGCGGCCUCCCGUGCGUUCACAGAUCCCUUCGGUCCCACGGCAGUCGAGGCUGGAACCUUCGCCGCAUUCUCUUGAUUUCCCGCCAACACCCAAUUCACGCAGCGCCAUUGCAGACGGGAAAGGCAACGCAAUCUCAUCAUUCGGGCCAGGCUCGCCGCAAACUGCCACGCCUCGUUCUGCACAUGGCGGCUCCAUCGCAGCAAGCUCGUCCAACUCAAUACCGCUGCUUCUCCGCAGUCCUGGACCAACUCCUCCAGAUUCUCCUGGCGGCACAUCGUCCUCUUUCGAGGCACCCAGGUCUUCUGAUGCUCCGAGGUACCCCGUAAGACUCAGAACAUCCUCUCCCUCACAGCGCGAAUUUCCAUUAUCCAAGAAUGCAACUCGAUCCACGCCAUCACUUGCCAGCCACGCCAAGGCUCAUCAGCAAGGUCAUGCGCCAGACGCUCAUGACAAACCGCUCACCCGAGCAGAUCUCUAUGCCCGGCCUCUCCCGCCACUGCCCACGGAGCCGCCUCCUCCACUUGUUUCCCCACCGCAUGUCUCCGUCUUCGAACCCGACUCGGACGACGAGGACGAGGAAUUAGAUUCCCGGCCAGGCAGCGGUGACUCCAAAAACUUUGCCCGUCGGUUCAUGCACGGGUUAGUACAUCACCACUACCACCACGACAAGAAGGGGAAAGGGCUGUUGCCGGAUCACAAGCGCAGCGUGAGCGACGAGGGCCCGUCCUCGUCUUUAGAGGACAGAAACUGCGGCAGUAGCAUGAGCGGCAUCUACCGCACUAUCAACGUUGCAAGACACCGGCGUGGCGGAGCCGUCGAAGCUGCUUCUGCGGCGAGGUGUGCUGUCAGUAUGGACUUGCCCAGGGACGUCGCGGGCAAUCAUCAGGAUCAGCAGACUGCGGAAGGCCCGGAGAGACACGGGAGGUUUUGGGCCGCCAAGGAGAGUGGGGAGAUGCUGUUGGGGAAGAUACUCAUGAGGAAGGGUUGAAUACGCCUGUUUCUGAGUGCUUGCCACUCAUUACAUCUUCUUUUCUUUUGUUUCCCCUCCAUCUGUCCUCUUCAUCUCGCUCUUUUUCCACUUUCCUGGACUGUCUAGGCUGGUUAUUUUGUUUCAAGGCGCGGGAACCGCAGGGUUGGAAGAAGUUCCGGCAACGUCCUCCUCUCUUCUGUUCAACCCCUUCUACGGGACUUUCCUAUGUUUCUCUUUUCCGUACUCUUUACGCUUUC
This is a messenger RNA of Parathielavia appendiculata, 1917 nucleotides long. RefSeq lists its product as uncharacterized. The record is from RefSeq and is a predicted model, not a curated record. NCBI's taxonomy places the organism in Eukaryota, Fungi, Ascomycota, Sordariomycetes, Sordariales, Chaetomiaceae. The coding region runs from base 170 to 1678 and encodes 502 amino acids. The transcript is spliced from 2 exons.